GCAGUAAAUGUAGCUCCACAGAAUACCCCCCAGUUCAGUACCAAGUAACUGAACAGAGGAAAAAUGGGAACAAGCAGGGGAACAUGGAGUCCUAUUUAUGUCCUCCUGAUUCCCUAUCUACUGACACUAGUCAAUGGAUCUGCCCAAAUGGAUACCUAUGGUCAGAGUACAAACGCUGACAGCAUACAAGAUUCCGCAAACGUAUACGACAACACGUACCAAGAUCCAAAUCCAUUCAGCUUUGGUACUUCUUCCUUUAUUUCUCCAAGCUUAAAUCCCAUUUUCAAAAGUAGUUCCCCUGCACACAAUGGAUAUGUCUGCAGUACCUGGGGCAAUAACUAUUUCAAGACCUUAGAUGGUGAUGUAUUCUUCUUCCCUGGAGAAUGCAACUACCUAUUUGCUUCAAACUGCAAAAGCGUCUCAGAAGACUUUAACAUCCAGAUCAGACGUUCUGUUGUGAAUGGUCUACCUACAGUUAGCCACAUCAGCUUGAAGAUUGAAGGGACAUUCAUUGAAAUCUCUCAAGGAACUAUUAAAUUCAACGAAAAUGUGGUGACCCUGCCAUACAGUUUAUCUGGAAUUCAGAUUGAUAGAAUUGGAGCGUACAUCAGAGUUAUUUCCAAAGUGGGCCUGGAAUUUAAGUGGAAUGAAGAUGAUGCUGCAAUGUUGGAACUGGAGGAGAAAUUUCGCAACCAGACUUGCGGUCUUUGUGGUGACUUCAAUGGAAUUCCAUCUUACAAUGAAUUCAUGUUUAACAAUGUUAGGCUAACUGAUAAUCAGUAUGGGAACAUGCAGAAGAUGAAUGGGCCAACAGAAACAUGUGGAGAUUUGCUUCAGGUUUCAGAAGACAACUGCACUGCUGUGAGCAACAUAUGCCAGAUGAUCUUAAACGGUGCAUCAUUUUCCUCCUGCAACAUUCUUGUCGAUCCUGCUCCAUACAUAAAUGCUUGUGUACAGGACAUUUGUCGAUGUGCAAGUAGUUCAACUGGAUUCUGCCUCUGUAAUACAUUUACAGAAUAUUCUCGUCAAUGUGCUCAUGCUGGGGGGAUCCCAAGCAACUGGAGAACUACCGAUUUGUGCCCUUUACAAUGUCAAUACAACAUGGAGUACAAAGAAUGUGGAACUGCUUGUCCAGAUACCUGUACCUAUCCUGACCGCUCGUUAUCCUGUGACAGACACUGCACAGAUGGAUGCUUUUGUCCUGCAGGAACUGUAUGGGAUGACAUUAACAACUCUGGAUGUAUUCCCAGCUCCCAGUGUUCCUGUGUUUAUAAUGGACAUGUAUAUAGCUCUGGGAGCUCAUAUUUUGCACAGUGUCAGUCAUGCACAUGUUUUAGAGGAAAAUGGCAGUGCUUUGACCGAGAUUGCUCUGGAUCAUGUUCAGUUAUUGGGGGGUCUCACAUCACCUCUUUUGAUUUCAAUCGGUACAACUUUUUUGGUGAUUGCACCUAUGUCCUGACAAAGGCACGUGACAACCAAUUCAGUGUGUUGGCAGAAUUGGCGAAUUGUGAACUUAAAAGCUAUACAACUUGUUUGAAAAGUAUUGCCAUCUACUUAGACUAUGGAAAUUAUACCAUCAAUAUUCAAUCCACUGGCAGUAUAGAUGUGAAUGGAAUCUUCACCCAAAUACCCAUGUCAUCAGCAAGUGUGACCAUAUUCCAGCCUUCUUCCUUCUUCAUCAUUGUGGAAGCAGCUGUAGGAUUUCAGGUGGAGAUACAGCUUGUCCCAAUAAUGCAGGUGUACAUUUACAUACAGCCAAACUGGAGGGAUCAACUGUCUGGGUUAUGUGGUGACUACAAUAAUGUUCAACUGGAUGACUUCAAAGUGCUAAGUGGAGUUAUUGAAGGAGCUGCCUCCUCUUUUGGAAAUACUUGGAAGACCAAAGGAAGCUGUCCAAAUGUUGUGUCAUACUUUGAUGAUCCUUGCUCAAACAGUGUUGAAAAUGCAAACUAUGCCAAUUUCUGGUGCUCAAAGUUAAGUGACCCUGAGGGACCUUUCGCAGAAUGCCAUUCUAAAGUGGAUCCACUUUUAUACAGAACGAACUGUAUGUUCGAUUCUUGCAUCCAUGCCUACAGUCAAGACAGCAUGUGUGCAGCUCUCUCAGCUUACGUCCAUGCUUGCGCUAGAAUGGGUGUUCUCAUAACAGGAUGGAGAGAUACUAACUGCGAUUCAUACACCACCAAAUGCCCAAGUACAAUGAGUUACAGCUACAAUGUCACAGCCUGCCAACCUACCUGCCGUUCCCUCAGUGAGCUUGAUGUCACUUGUGAAAUCGACUUUGUGCCUGUUGAUGGCUGUGUCUGUACAGCGGGAACCUACCUUAAUGAGCAGGGCUUCUGUGUACCUCGUGAACAAUGUCCCUGCUAUUUCAGGGGCAAAAUUGUGCCAUCAGGACAAACCAUUGGUGAAUUUGGAGCCUCAUGUACCUGCAACAUGGGAAAAUUAGACUGCAUUGGACACCUUAAGCUUUCGAAAGAUUGUAAGGGGCCUAAGGUCUAUUUCGACUGCACUAACAAACCUGCUGGGACCACUGGUGUAGAAUGUGAGAAGAGCUGUCAGACUCUUGAUAUGAGCUGUUACAGCGCUCAGUGUGUGCCUGGCUGCAUGUGCCCCGAAGGAUAUGUAGCAAAUGGAACUGAUGGGUGUAUUCAACAGGAACAGUGUCCUUGCAUGCACAACAAUGACGCUUAUGCCGAUGGGUCUACAAUCAGAGUUGCAUGCCAAUCUUGCACCUGUAAAAACAGAAUGUGGGAUUGCACUGGUGAGACUUGUCUGGGAACCUGUGCUGUGUAUGGAGAUGGCCACUAUUACACAUUCGACAGCAAGAGAUACAGUUUCAGUGGAGACUGUCAAUACAUUCUGGCUCAAGAUUUUUGCAAUGAUCCCACAAAUGGUACCUUCCGCAUCAUAACUGAAAACAUUGCAUGUGGAAGCACAGGAACCACUUGUUCCAAAUCUAUCCGGUUCCAUCUUGGAAAUAAUGUACUAGUACUCGCUGAAGGAAAGUUUGAAGUGCAUCAGAAAGAUUCUGGAACCUAUGUGCCAUACAAAGUGCACCAGAUGGGCAUAUUUUUGGUGAUUGAGACUCUAAAUGGCAUAGUUCUAGUGUGGGACAGGAAAACAAGUAUUUAUAUUAAACUUCAGCCAGAGUUUCAGAGUAAAAUUUGUGGAUUAUGCGGCAACUAUGAUGGAAACGCUAUAAAUGACUUCACCACCAGAAGUCUAUCAGUGGUUGCAGAUGUACUGGAAUUCGGAAACAGUUGGAAACAAUCCACAAGUUGUCCAGCUCCUGUAGCAAUCGGGGAUUCUUGUGCAGCCAAUACAUACAGAAAGCCAUGGGCAGAGAAAAAGUGCAGUGCUAUUAUUGGGUCCACCUUUGCGGCUUGCCAUGCUUUUGUAAACCCAAAUCCAUAUUAUUCCACAUGUGUCAAUGAUGCUUGUGCUUGUGAUAGUGGUGGGGAUUGUGAGUGUCUCUGUACUGCCAUUGCUGCAUACGCCCAAGCCUGCAGUGAGGCUGGUGCAUGCGUCAGCUGGAGAACCCCAGAUUUCUGUCCUUUGUUCUGUGACUUCUACAACCUUGAAGGACAGUGUGAAUGGCAUUACCAAGCAUGUGGUGCACCAUGCAUGAGGACUUGCAGGAAUCCAAGUGGAAAAUGCUAUUACAAACUGAUGGGAUUAGAAGGUUGCUACCCAGUAUGUCCACCUGACAGACCUUACUUUGACGAGGAAAGGAUGCGCUGUGUGAGAUCUUGCUGUUAUGAUGGUAAAGGCCGAAAUUACAUGGUUGGUCAAGUGAUGGAGAGAGAGCCAGAGGACGCUAUCUGUACAAUCUGUGUUUGCACCAGAGGAGGAAGGCAAUGCUAUGCUGAUACAAGUUGUUGCGAGUAUGAUAAAACAAUGUAUACAACAGCUCAACCAAUCUAUAGUACUACUGAUGGACUGGGAGGUUGUAUCCAUGCUACAUGUAAGAAUGGAACAAUUGUAAGAUCCACUACAGAUACACCUUGCAUAGAAACUACAACAAUACCAACAACAACUAGUGUAACUACAACAUCCACCAGUACACCAGGUUGUAGUACCUUCCGUACACCUCCUACCUGUACAAACACUUCAUGGAUUGAUGUAAGCUAUCCAGUAUUUGGAGGAACUGGAGAUGAUGAAACUUUUGAUAACAUCAAAAGAAAUGGAAUUCCCAUUUGUGAUGAGACAAUGACUGUAGUGAGUGUUGAAUGCAGAGCAAAAGAGUUUCCAGGUUAUUCAUUGAAAGAUAUUGGACAACAGAUAACAUGCAAUAAAGAUGUAGGUUUAAUCUGCCUUAACAGCGACAAUUACCCAAAAUGUGAAAACUAUGAAAUCAAAAUUAAAUGUUGUACAGGAGAACCAAUUACAGAACCAAUUGAAACAACUACAUGUUCAAUGACAACUACAACAACAACUACAAGUAGUCCAACAACAACUACAACCACAACAACAAGCCAUCCACCAACCACAACAACAAGCCAUACAACAACUACAACGACAAGUCAUCCUCCAACCACCACCACAUCCCAUCCACCACCAACAACAACCACCACCACAUCCCAUCCACCAACUACAACAACCACAACAAGUCAUCCUCCAACCACAUCCACCACCACCACAUCACAUCCCCCAACCACCACCACAUCUCAUCCACCAACCACCACUACCACCACUACAUCUCAUCCACCAACCACCAGCACUACCACUACAUCUCAUCCACCAACCACCACCACAUCCCAUCCACCAACAACAACCACAUCCCAUCCUCCAACCACAACAACUACCACAUCCCAUCCACCAACCACAACAACAACUACAACAAGUCCACCAACAACAACUACAUCUACUACAGUGACCACAACGAGUGUUACCCCAACACCCACCAGGACACCACGUUGUAUUCACUACCCUGUCUGUACAAAUACCUCAUGGAUUGAUGUAAGUUAUCCAGAAUUUGGAGGAACUGGAGAUGAUGAAUCUUUUGUUAAUAUCAGAAGACAAGGAAUUUCUAUUUGUGAUGAGACGAUGACUAUUAUGAGUGUUCAAUGCAGAGCAAAAGAAUUUCCCACUGCUUCAUUGGGAGACUUAGGACAAACAAUAACAUGCAAUAGAGAUGUAGGUUUGAUAUGCCAAAACAGUGACAACUUCCCAAAAUGUGAAAACUAUGAAAUCCAAAUUCAGUGUUGCAGUGAUAUUCCAGGAAGAGAUGGUGAAACAACACCAGAUACAGCCAUAGAAACAACUACAUGUUCAAUGACUACAACAACAACUACAAGCAGUCCAACAACAACCACGACCACAACAACAAGCCAUCCACCAACCACAACAACAAGCCAUACAACAACUACAACGACAAGUCAUCCUCCAACCACCACCACAUCCCAUCCACCACCAACAACAACCACCACCACAUCCCAUCCACCAACUACAACAACCACAACAAGUCAUCCUCCAACCACAUCCACCACCACCACAUCACAUCCCCCAACCACCACCACAUCUCAUCCACCAACCACCACUACCACCACUACAUCUCAUCCACCAACCACCAGCACUACCACUACAUCUCAUCCACCAACCACCACCACAUCCCAUCCACCAACCACAACCACCACCACCACAUCCCAUCCACCAACAACAACCACAUCCCAUCCUCCAACCACAACAACUACCACAUCCCAUCCACCAACCACAACAACAACUACAACAAGUCCACCAACAACAACUACAUCUACUACAGUGACCACAACGAGUGUUACCCCAACACCCACCAGUACACCACCUGACUAUAAUGCCAAUACCAUGAGCUCCAAAAUGGUUUUGGUAUCCUGUAUAGAUGAUAAAAAUAUAUAUACAAUAUGUACAAAGGCAGAUAACUUUGCUCCUUUUGCAGGUUGUAUUCACUACCCUGUCUGUACAAAUACCUCAUGGAUUGAUGUAAGUUAUCCAGAAUUUGGAGGAACUGGAGAUGAUGAAUCUUUUGUUAAUAUCAGAAGACAAGGAAUUUCUAUUUGUGAUGAGACGAUGACUAUUAUGAGUGUUCAAUGCAGAGCAAAAGAAUUUCCCACUGCUUCAUUGGGAGACUUAGGACAAACAAUAACAUGCAAUAGAGAUGUAGGUUUGAUAUGCCAAAACAGUGACAACUUCCCAAAAUGUGAAAACUAUGAAAUCCAAAUUCAGUGUUGCAGUGAUAUUCCAGGAAGAGAUGGUGAAACAACACCAGAUACAGCCAUAGAAACAACUACAUGUUCAAUGACUACAACAACAACUACAAGCAGUCCAACAACAACCACGACCACAACAACAAGCCAUCCACCAACCACAACAACAAGCCAUACAACAACUACAACGACAAGUCAUCCUCCAACCACCACCACAUCCCAUCCACCACCAACAACAACCACCACCACAUCCCAUCCACCAACUACAACAACCACAACAAGUCAUCCUCCAACCACAUCCACCACCACCACAUCACAUCCCCCAACCACCACCACAUCUCAUCCACCAACCACCACUACCACCACUACAUCUCAUCCACCAACCACCAGCACUACCACUACAUCUCAUCCACCAACCACCACCACAUCCCAUCCACCAACCACAACCACCACCACCACAUCCCAUCCACCAACAACAACCACAUCCCAUCCUCCAACCACAACAACUACCACAUCCCAUCCACCAACCACAACAACAACUACAACAAGUCCACCAACAACAACUACAUCUACUACAGUGACCACAACGAGUGUUACCCCAACACCCACCAGUACACCACGUUGUAUUCGCUACCCUGUCUGUACAAAUACCUCAUGGAUUGAUGUAAGUUAUCCAGAAUUUGGAGGAACUGGAGAUGAUGAAUCUUUUGUUAAUAUCAGAAGACAAGGAAUUUCUAUUUGUGAUGAGACGAUGACUAUUAUGAGUGUUCAAUGCAGAGCAAAAGAGUUUCCCACUGCUUCAUUGGGAGACUUAGGACAAACAAUAACAUGCAAUAGAGAUGUAGGUUUGAUAUGCCAAAACAGUGACAACUUCCCAAAAUGUGAAAACUAUGAAAUCCAAAUUCAGUGUUGCAGUGAUAUUCCAGGAAGAGAUGGUGAAACAACACCAGAUACAGCCAUAGAAACAACUACAUGUUCAAUGACUACAACAACAACUACAAGCAGUCCAACAACAACCACAACCACAACAACAAGCCAUCCACCAACCACAACAACAAGCCAUACAACAACUACAACGACAAGUCAUCCUCCAACCACCACCACAUCCCAUCCACCACCAACAACAACCACCACCACAUCCCAUCCACCAACUACAACAACCACAACAAGUCAUCCUCCAACCACAUCCACCACCACCACAUCACAUCCCCCAACCACCACCACAUCUCAUCCACCAACCACCACUACCACCACUACAUCUCAUCCACCAACCACCAGCACUACCACUACAUCUCAUCCACCAACCACCACCACAUCCCAUCCUCCAACCACAACAACUACCACAUCCCAUCCACCAACCACAACAACAACUACAACAAGUCCACCAACAACAACUACAUCUACUACAGUGACCACAACGAGUGUUACCCAACACCCACCAGUACACCACGCAGAUAACUUUGCUCCUUUUGCAGGUUGUAUUCGCUACCCUGUCUGUACAAAUACCUCAUGGAUUGAUGUAAGUUAUCCAGAAUUUGGAGGAACUGGAGAUGAUGAAUCUUUUGUUAAUAUCAGAAGACAAGGAAUUUCUAUUUGUGAUGAGACGAUGACUAUUAUGAGUGUUCAAUGCAGAGCAAAAGAGUUUCCCACUGCUUCAUUGGGAGACUUAGGACAAACAAUAACAUGCAAUAGAGAUGUAGGUUUGAUAUGCCAAAACAGUGACAACUUCCCAAAAUGUGAAAACUAUGAAAUCCAAAUUCAGUGUUGCAGUGAUAUUCCAGGAAGAGAUGGUGAAACAACACCAGAUACAGCCAUAGAAACAACUACAUGUUCAAUGACUACAACAACAACUACAAGCAGUCCAACAACAACCACAACCACAACAACAAGCCAUCCACCAACCACAACAACAAGCCAUACAACAACUACAACGACAAGUCAUCCUCCAACCACCACCACAUCCCAUCCACCACCAACAACAACCACCACCACAUCCCAUCCACCAACUACAACAACCACAACAAGUCAUCCUCCAACCACAUCCACCACCACCACAUCACAUCCCCCAACCACCACCACAUCUCAUCCACCAACCACCACUACCACCACUACAUCUCAUCCACCAACCACCAGCACUACCACUACAUCUCAUCCACCAACCACCACCACAUCCCAUCCACCAACCACAACCACCACCACCACAUCCCAUCCACCAACAACAACCACAUCCCAUCCUCCAACCACAACAACUACCACAUCCCAUCCACCAACCACAACAACAACUACAACAAGUCCACCAACAACAACUACAUCUACUACAGUGACCACAACGAGUGUUACCCCAACACCCACCAGUACACCACGUUGUAUUCACUACCCUGUCUGUACAAAUACCUCAUGGAUUGAUGUAAGUUAUCCAGAAUUUGGAGGAACUGGAGAUGAUGAAUCUUUUGUUAAUAUCAGAAGACAAGGAAUUUCUAUUUGUGAUGAGACGAUGACUAUUAUGAGUGUUCAAUGCAGAGCAAAAGAAUUUCCCACUGCUUCAUUGGGAGACUUAGGACAAACAAUAACAUGCAAUAGAGAUGUAGGUUUGAUAUGCCAAAACAGUGACAACUUCCCAAAAUGUGAAAACUAUGAAAUCCAAAUUCAGUGUUGCAGUGAUAUUCCAGGAAGAGAUGGUGAAACAACACCAGAUACAGCCAUAGAAACAACUACAUGUUCAAUGACUACAACAACAACUACAAGCAGUCCAACAACAACCACGACCACAACAACAAGCCAUCCACCAACCACAACAACAAGCCAUACAACAACUACAACGACAAGUCAUCCUCCAACCACCACCACAUCCCAUCCACCACCAACAACAACCACCACCACAUCCCAUCCACCAACUACAACAACCACAACAAGUCAUCCUCCAACCACAUCCACCACCACCACAUCACAUCCCCCAACCACCACCACAUCUCAUCCACCAACCACCACUACCACCACUACAUCUCAUCCACCAACCACCAGCACUACCACUACAUCUCAUCCACCAACCACCACCACAUCCCAUCCACCAACCACAACCACCACCACCACAUCCCAUCCACCAACAACAACCACAUCCCAUCCUCCAACCACAACAACUACCACAUCCCAUCCACCAACCACAACAACAACUACAACAAGUCCACCAACAACAACUACAUCUACUACAGUGACCACAACGAGUGUUACCCCAACACCCACCAGGACAACAGGUUGUAUUCACUACCCUGUCUGUACAAAUACCUCAUGGAUUGAUGUAAGUUAUCCAGAAUUUGGAGGAACUGGAGAUGAUGAAUCUUUUGUUAAUAUCAGAAGACAAGGAAUUUCUAUUUGUGAUGAGACGAUGAAUGUUGUGAGUGUUCAAUGCAGAGCAAAAGACUUCCCCACUGCUUCAUUGGGAGACUUAGGACAAACAAUAACAUGCAAUAGAGAUGUAGGUUUGAUAUGCCAAAACAGUGACAACUUCCCAAAAUGUGAAAACUAUGAAAUCCAAAUUCAGUGUUGCAGUGAUAUUCCAGGAAGAGAUGCUGAAACAACACCAGAUACAGCCAUAGAAACAACUACAUGUUCAAUGACUACAACAACAACUACAAGCAGUCCAACAACAACCACAACCACAACAACAAGCCAUCCACCAACCACAACAACAAGCCAUACAACAACUACAACGACAAGUCAUCCUCCAACCACCACCACAUCCCAUCCACCACCAACAACAACCACCACCACAUCCCAUCCACCAACUACAACAACCACAACAAGUCAUCCUCCAACCACAUCCACCACCACCACAUCACAUCCCCCAACCACCACCACAUCUCAUCCACCAACCACCACUACCACCACUACAUCUCAUCCACCAACCACAACCACCACCACCACAUCCCAUCCACCAACAACAACCACAUCCCAUCCUCCAACCACAACAACUACCACAUCCCAUCCACCAACCACAACAACAACUACAACAAGUCCACCAACAACAACUACAUCUACUACAGUGACCACAACGAGUGUUACCCCAACACCCACCAGUACACCACGUUGUAUUCACUACCCUGUCUGUACAAAUACCUCAUGGAUUGAUGUAAGUUAUCCAGAAUUUGGAGGAACUGGAGAUGAUGAAUCUUUUGUUAAUAUCAGAAGACAAGGAAUUUCUAUUUGUGAUGAGACGAUGACUAUUAUGAGUGUUCAAUGCAGAGCAAAAGAAUUUCCCACUGCUUCAUUGGGAGACUUAGGACAAACAAUAACAUGCAAUAGAGAUGUAGGUUUGAUAUGCCAAAACAGUGACAACUUCCCAAAAUUGAUAUUCCAGGAAGAGAUGGUGAAACAACACCAGAUACAGCCAUAG
This is a messenger RNA of Xenopus laevis (African clawed frog), 10572 nucleotides long. Its product is annotated as mucin-5AC. Lineage: Eukaryota; Metazoa; Chordata; Amphibia; Anura; Pipidae. The record is from RefSeq and is a predicted model, not a curated record.